Helianthus annuus (common sunflower) is the source of this 2733-nucleotide messenger RNA. RefSeq lists its product as uncharacterized. The transcript has 17 exons. Bases 1 to 2718 code for a protein of 905 amino acids. The record is from RefSeq and is a predicted model, not a curated record. NCBI's taxonomy places the organism in Eukaryota, Viridiplantae, Streptophyta, Magnoliopsida, Asterales, Asteraceae.
AUGGGUGAACGUUCAUCAAGUUACAGAGGACCCUGGUUCUGUAGGGUAAUGAAUCGAGCAGACCAACUUAUUCUGUCCAUUCCGGAUGAUGCGGCCUCCAAACUAUGGGGUGUUGACAAAGGCCCUACUAAUGUUAUGAUACACAUUGAAGAUGGUCGUGACUUUAAUGUUUUUUUAAGCGCGUCUAAAGGGAAGUUAUUUUUUUUUCAUGGAUGGUCCAAUGUUGUUGAACACUUGGGUCUAACUCAGGGAUGUUUGGUAGUAUUUAAUCCUUUAGAUCAUGCUACGUUUAAGUUAACAACUUAUCAGAAUGGUGUUAGUCGUGGGUCUUUCUGGACAUAUAUGCUACCUCCAUCAUGCAAUUUUUAUCUCAUCCCUGAAUGUAUUUUGCCCAAGAUUUACGAUUUUUCGUCAAAUGAUGUAACCUCUACUGUGAUGAUCGACAACCAAACGUUUAACGUUUCCAUUGUAACUAAUGACGGCAAAGUCGGUUUUUCCGCUGGUAUGGAUGUAAUUAUUAGUAUGUUUCAGUUGGAGGUUGGUUGUUAUUUCUUAUUCACCAAAGGUUUUGGACAUUUUUUCUAUUUGAAAGUCUUUGGAAAAAACGGUGUUGAAAUCACAUAUCCUAACUUAGAUUUUCAUGAGAUUGAGGUUGCACCUAUAGAUGUUGAUAAUGAAGUUGAAGAACAAAUACAUGGUGGUGUUACUCGGUUUGUUCGUACGGCUGGUGAAGAUUAUUUUAGAAUUCCUGAUCACGUUUCACGCAUGGCUAAGCUUCAUGAAGGGUUAAAAGAUUUGACCAUAAAUUUUUUGCAUCUGGACCCGCCACUGCAGAUUACUAACGGUACCAGACGUGAAAGAAGAACCAAUGGUCGUGGUUAUCGAUACGCUUUAACCUCUUGGAAGAAGUUCAUGAAAGCCGCUCAAAUUAAGGUCCGUGACGAGGUUCACUUUUCUUUUGAUGAAAAUGAGCAGGUCUUGACUAUUGAGAGGGUUGUACCUUACGUUAACCGUAAAAUGGAAGAAGGUGCAAUCACAUUGUUGAAUAAUUUGGACCUCAAUGUUGAUAACUAUACCAUAAGAAUACGCAUUGUUCGUUUGUGGACAAGAGCUGAUUUCAAUAACGCUAGAAAAGUGUAUUGUUAUGAUAUGAUAGUCAUGGACAGUGAGGGAACAAAAAUGCAAGCUUUUGUCUUGGCUAAAAACGCUUCUGGAUAUCAACAUCUUUUGGAAGAAAAGCGUUGUUUGACGAUUAGAAAUCCUUCAUUGGGUGAGAAUCGUCAGAAGGUCAAGUACGCUAAAGGUGGUUUGAAGAUUAACCUUAAUAACAACACCGUUGUUGAGGAAUGCCACGAGGCUAUUGGUUCUGAAUGGGGUUUUGAUUUUACUCCGUUUGAUUCAGUUGUGGAGGAUCCAACAGUUGACAACAAGUUUUUUAAAAGUCCAAUUGAUGUAAUUGGUUUUGUGGUCAAAAGUUUUCCCUUCGAGAUAGACACGGAAACUAAUAAUGGACAAAACCAGAAGAAAGUCACCUUUAUGCUUGAAGACUUGAACAAUAAGCAGAUCUUUGUGACACUUUGGGACGGUUAUGCGGAUCAAAUAAUGGAGUAUGAGAGCAGCAAUCGAGGUGAAAAAAAUGUCGUCGUAAUCAUUCAGUUUGGGAAAUACAGAUUCUGGGGAGGGCAUUUGUCUGUUUCAAAUUUGUAUACUGUCACCCGAGUCUUAAUUAACAGUGAUAUUGAUGAGGUUGCUGAGUUUAAACAAAGAUUUAUCGAGAAACUUUCUCCCGAAAUGUCUUCCAGUUAUUCUGGCCUAAGUUCUUCUGUUGUGAAGUCUGCCACUGAAGAGUUCCUUUCUGACCUCACUUUUUUUCCCAUUGGGUCGUUAAGCUCAAUAGAUACGACGAGGUUUGUUGUCAUUGUUGGCACUAUCAAGAGUUUUGCAUCGAACAAUGAGUGGUUUUACAACGCGUGCACAAACUGCAACAAAAAGGUUUCAACCGUUACUGUUGUUAAAGAAAAGCAGGAUGGUACUGAUGGUUUUGAAGAGGUUACUGUCUUGGAAUGCAAGACUGAUAUUUGUAAUACAAGGACCGUUUCAUCAAUUCCACGAAUUAGGCUUUAUAUACGUGUCCAAGAUUGCACUGGUAUUGUGAGUCUAACAUUGUUUGAGCGUGAGGUGACAAAGCUUUUGAAGGUUAAUGCUAAUCAGCUUUUAGACAACAACAUUGAAUUAGCAAACGAAGGAAGCUUUCCAAAGGAGCUAAAUUCAUUACUCAAUAUGAAGUUUGCCUUCAAGAUUGCUGUUUCUUCUUUUAACAUCACCAAGAAGUCUGAUGGAUACUCAGUCUCCAAGAUGACUGAUAACCCGGUUGUUUUGUCCGAGCUUGAUAAACAUUUUGACACUAUUCAGCCUAUUGAUGAGGAAGCCGUCAAUGUCGAACCAUCCGAUUCAAAUCGUAAUGAUGAUUUGCCUGUUAAGGAUUCUAUAUCCCAAACGGGAGACGAUGUAACCCCUUGCUCAAAUGUGUUUAAAGUUGGCUUUACAACAUCGUUUGAUCAGAAGGAUGCUGACUUUGAUACGAGCAGCGAGCGUGACUUGAAGCGCAAUUUGGAUACCGUGUAUGACGUGGAUGAUGUAUCUUCGCAGUCUUCGUCGAAGUCGCGUAAAGAUGGUGGUGUGGAUGCAGUUCUUCUAAUUCCAAAGAAAGAAAAGUAGUCACCUAUAAUUCGA